GAGUAGGAGGGUUUGCACCUACUGGUCUGACGUCUCAAGAUAAACCUCAGUGCGACAGACAAGUCAUUUUGUCUGGUGAACCUCAGCAGUGAAGACGAGGGCGACAGCGAGCGUCUGCUCGGUUUGGCAACGAUGUCACCAUGGCAACCGACGUCACCACUUUCACUUUCUCAAUGACUCAGUCACGGGACGUUAAAAACAAAUUUCACCAAGGGGAUUCAAAGGCUUAAAAAAUCCAACAGAAGCAUCCAAACGAUCUAAAGAAACUAAAGACUAGUGCAUGCAGUAUCUGCCUCCCAUCCAAAGGUGGCAGUAAUGAUCGAGGAGCUGCGUUAUUCGCAGAUACUAAGGUAGUAGAGGAAGACUCGGCUCGCUGUCUCCGGUGUUCCGCAUGGUCCAAAAACAGUUGUAGUGCAUUUGGAUUAGCUGUUUUUUUAACUACACAAGCCCAACUGAGAGGUGUGUUGAUAUUAAGGUAGCGUACUUUGGCCCCCUUUAAGAUACCAUUAGCGUAGGUUACGUGUUUGUGUUUCAUCAAUGACCUUGUCAUCGUCACUUAAAACAGUUACCGAUGCAGUUUACUUGACGACUUCACGUCGGAUCGGACGAUGUCAGUCUGGCUUUCACCACAGGGGAUUCUGAAGAGGUGUCUGCUGCUCUGCAGGCGCAGGUUUUCGUGGAAUUUAUCAGCAAGGAGAGACUUUUCCCUCCAUUAUGAGUUAUUUAGUGAUCAAGACACAAGGCGUGUGGCGUUUUUAAAGCCCAUUUCUGUAAGGUUCUACUCGGAAGUACUUGAGGAACCAGGGGAACAUGCGGCAUCAAACCCAGGAAGACCAACUAAGCGCAGGUCGCUUUACAUGGACCUCCUGCUCCGCUGCAGCUCCCCGUCAGAUGUGCUGGACCUCACCUGUCAAUAUGCACCCACGGCUGACCAGGUGGGGAAGAGCCUGUCCCAGAUGUGGACCCUCACCAAAGCCAUGUCAGAGGAGCAACGGCGCCUCGAACUGCGCUUGAUGUUCGACCACCCCGCGUUUGAAAAGCUUUUACAGGUGGCCAUCAAGAGCUUGAAGAACAUGAGAGAUGACGGUGUGGUUUACAGUCUGCUUGCCUUGGUGAAACUGGGUGUCCCGCAGCAGAGCCGCGUCGUGCAGAUCUUCCUCCUCGCCUGCCAGGAGAAGCUGAACAGCUUCGAUGGGAAAUGUCUGACCAUCUUAGCCACCACUUUGGAGCACAUGCAGAGGAGCGAGAAUGUUGAUGCCCUCAAAUCUGGAAUGAGGCUGAUCGUCGAGACUCGCUUCCCUCAGAUGCGAAAUGUGUCCGGGCUCCAAACAUUGAUGCGUGUCAUGGGGAAAGAUGCACCUAAAGCUCUGAAAUGGAAAAUGGAGAAAAAAGCCUUGUCAAUGUCAGAUGAGUUCAGUCUGCCAAACACCCAGUACAUGCUCAUCACCAUGGCAGCCAUUGGCUUGCAGUCCAAGCCCCUGAUGGAUGUUUGCAGUAAGAAAAUCCUUGAGGAGCUGUAUGGAAUCCCCUAUAACCGACUAUUGGCAGUGCUGCAUGCCUACAAAGACCUUCGCUAUAAAGACUCCACUUUCCUCAUGGGUGUUUCGGACCAUCUUGCCUCCACUUUGGACAUCUGGACCGUCAAGCAGGUCAUCUUGCUUCUGUCUUUGUUUGAAGAAAUGGACUUCUAUCCUCCAGCUUUAAUGGAGGCGUUUGCUGAGAAAGUAAUGGAGAACCCAAAAGCUUUGGCACUGAGGGACAUCCUUUGUGUCAUCAAGGUGUACUCUUCCUUGAACGUUGAUCUGGCAGAAAAUAGACAGCAGUUCCUUGAAAGCCUCGAUGAAGCUCUGGAGGAUUACCUCCCCAAAAUGUCUGCUUUUGAGCUGUUGAAGACUGUUUACUGCUUUUGCCUUUUGGGUCACUUUCCUCAUGGACCCCUGGAGAAGCUCCUCCAAGACAGCACACUGGAGAUGCUUGAGAGCUCAGAUCCCAAGUUCCUAAUGUGGCAUCAGAAAAUGAUGCAAACUAUCUCCUCGUGCCUCACUCUGGACCACCCUGUUCUCCCUGAGCUGUCGAGUAUUCCACCGUCUCUACUGGGGGAGCCACACGUCGCGAGUAAGCCGGGCCAUCCAACGCUGCUGCAAGCGCUACUCAGCGUGACCGCAAGCCAGGAGGAUGUGACACUAGAGGAAUCGGUACUGGUGGAAAACGUUUACCUCCUUGAUUGUGUUGUUACAUUGGGCCAAUCUCGUGUAGCGGAUUCCAGCUGUUCAACAGAGCCACCACCAGUAGAUGGCGACAAAAGGAGAAUUGCAGUUUUGUGUCCUCCUCAAAGGCAUUUUUGCCUGGGGACAUCUCAUCCUCGUGGACCUCUGGCGGUGAAGAUCCGCCAUCUGAAGAUCCUGGGAUAUGACACAAUACUGGUAUCAGAGCGGCAGCUACAGUCUGAGGAGACGUUGACAGACUUUCUGAGGCAACACAUCUUUCCCAAACAUCACAUUGAUUCCAAUGAAAUCUAAGGUUAUAGAUGGAAAUUACACAACUCUCUGUGUAAUUUCCAUCUAUGUGUAUUAAAUUGAUUCUUAAUUAAUUAUGUGUAUUAAAUGUUCACUGCUAUCUUAAA
Messenger RNA from Synchiropus splendidus (mandarinfish), 2623 nucleotides. RefSeq names its product FAST kinase domains 2 (gene fastkd2). Gene Ontology annotation, biological process: mitochondrial RNA processing; regulation of mitochondrial mRNA stability. Bases 609 to 2519 code for a protein of 636 amino acids. Gene Ontology annotation, cellular component: mitochondrial matrix; ribonucleoprotein granule. Gene Ontology annotation, molecular function: RNA binding. The record is from RefSeq and is a predicted model, not a curated record. The transcript is spliced from 11 exons. NCBI's taxonomy places the organism in Eukaryota, Metazoa, Chordata, Actinopteri, Syngnathiformes, Callionymidae.